CAAAAAUAAUAAAAUUUAAAAAAAAUGUCUAUUGCGUCUUUUGGUGUUUAAUUUUUUUUUCUUGUGAACUAGUCCCCUCAAAGAGAUUAUCGUAUAUAUAAUGAAUGAAAAUAAGAUUAAUAGUCAAAACUGGCAAAGAGGUACAAAGGUUUAUGAAAAGAACGGUUUUGAUACAAAUAAUACUAGCCUUAAUUAUAAUGAUAAAAGAUGGAAUAAACCGAAUUACUACAAUAAUGAAAAUAUAAAUAAAGGGUAUAGAACUCCAAAUUAUACAAAUAUUCAAUUUAAUAACAAUCCCCGGCCUCAGUAUAAUAAAAAUUAUCAAAAUAUAUAUAAACCUUAUGAUAUUAUCAAUUCUAUGAAUGAUUUAAAUUUGAAUCAACCCUAUCCACAAAAUAAUAAUAUGUGGUAUAGUAAUAAUUAUAAUAAAAAUUAUCAAUAUCCUUUUUAUUAUAAUCAUAAUGGAGCUCCAUCUUUGCCUAAUAAUAAUCUUGAAAAACCUUUAAAUGACUUGGAAAAAAACAUGCUUGAAUAUAAUAAAUAUGUCUUGAAUUGCUAUCAAAAGCAAAAUGAUACUAAUGAUGUAACCUUCAAUAAAACUAAUUUAUAUCCAAAUGUAGCCUACGAUAAUCAACAAAAUAAUUUUAACAAUACUUAUAGUUUUAAUAAACCAAAUUACAUAAAAAAUCAAAGUAUAAAUAACAAUUAUACUAAUUUUCAGAAUUCUGUCAAUAAAUAUAAUGGUAAUUAUAAACAAGCACAUAAUAAUUCUACAAAUAUUGGAAAAGGACAAAAUAUCUUGGGGUAUUUAAAAGAAUCAAGAGAAUUGAAAAGUUUUUCAGAUUGGAUUGAUCAAUAUAAUACAAGUAUCAAGGAUUCUAAUACAGAAAAUAAUUCUACAAUAUCUACCAACAAGGGAAUAAAUUUUGAAAAGUAUAAUAACAUUCCUAUUAAAACAUUUGGUGAUAAUUGUCCAAGUCCUAUUGAAAAUUGGGAAUCUUCAAAUUUGAAUCCAGUUAUACUAGAAAAUAUAUGCAGUUGUUCUUAUGAAGAUUUGACUCCUGUUCAAAAAUAUGCCAUCAGUAUAAUAUUGGAGAGUAGGGAUCUGAUGGCUUGUGCCCAGACAGGUUCCGGGAAAACGGCCGCAUUCUUGAUUCCUAUUAUCAACAAAAUUAUGGAAAUUCCUUUCUACGUUGCCAACAAAGCAAGGAAAUCGUUAUCGGAGCCAGAUCCACCAUUUGUCACACCACACGCUUUGAUUUUAUCCCCUACCCGGGAGUUGGCUUUGCAGAUUCACUCUGAAUGUCUUAAACUUACUCUCAAAACCCGGAUCAAAUGUAAAGUAGUCUAUGGAGGAACAAAACCAUGGGCCCAAAUUAGUAAUUUACGGUCUGGAGGAGGUUGCCAUAUAUUAGUGGCUACCCCAGGAAGACUUAGGGAUAUCCUAGAGAGAAGGGAUACAAGAGAUUUUACUGCCAAUUAUAAUAACAAUAAUUAUGGGGCUAGCGGUUAUGGUGCUAACGGAUAUAACCCAGCCCAAAACGGACAAAUGGGAAUGAACGGAAAUGUGGCAACGACUGGCAGAAGAGUACUUUCACUUGCGCUUUGCGAGUUUUUAGUUCUGGAUGAAGCUGAUAAAAUGUUGGACAUGGGAUUCGAGCCCCAAAUACGAGAUGUUAUAGAGAAUUACGAUCUACCUAUGAUAGGCGCUCGACAAACUAUGCUUUUCUCUGCCACUUUUCCUAAAGAAAUUCAGGCUAUGGCUCAAGAUUUUUUGAAAGAUUAUUUGUUUUUGACUGUUGGCAAAAUCGGAGCUACUACUGAAGAUAUAACACAAAAGUUGCUAUGGGUCGAGGAUAACGAGAAAAAAAGAACUCUCAUGAACUUACUCAAUAUGGAAGAUCUGGAAACUGCUUCUAUCCUUAUUUUCCUGGAGCGCAAAAAAUGUGUAGACUCCCUCGAAAAUUACUUGAGAGCUCAAGGUUAUCAGGCCAUGAGCAUACACGGUGAUCAUUGCCAGGAUAAACGAGAACAAUCGCUCACUGCUUUUAAAACUGGAAGGAUUGCCAUUUUACUUGCUACUUCUGUUGCCUCUAGAGGCUUAGAUAUUCCUAACGUCAAGCUAGUUAUAAAUUACGACAUGCCUAACGAUAUAGACGAAUAUAUACAUAGGAUAGGUAGAACUGGAAGAGUUGGAAAUACUGGAAACUCGACUACAUUUGUCAACGAAAAAAAUAGGAACGUCUUUAAAAAUUUGCAUAAGACUCUUUUGCAAACACAUCAAGAUAUUCCUGAUUUCCUAGAAACCAAUAUUGGUCAAUCUAAUUACGCUAAAAAAUAAUCCCAUUUUAUAAAAAUUGUUUGUGCUUAAUUUUUACAAUUUAUUGUUUAUUUAUUUUUAACAAAAUUCGAAUUAGAGAAAAAAUUUGGGUAUCAUAGUAUUUUAUGUGUCAUUUAUCAAAAAUGUUACACAAUUUAAAAUAUUAUACGAUUAUAAAUAUAACAACGAUUUUUUUAAAACAGUAUUUGAGUUACCUUGUUAAUUAGUACUAUCUCAUGAUAUAGUAAAUAUUUUAAUAUAUUUAUAUUAUGUUCCUAGCAUAGGGCCUAUGAUUAUUAUAAAAAAAUUUAACAAAAUUAUAUAUCUCCUAAAAUAGUAUAUUAUAUAUUUAAUAUACUAUGUUUUAAUUUAAUAUAUUAAAUUUUGUAAUAUUACCCUCGCAAAUACUUAUCAAGCAUCAUCUAGUUAUAAUAUUUUCUUGAGAUUUUAUUAAUUUAGUUAUUUUUAAAUAUAUUCUCCAUCAUUAUAUUAUACUCUUUUCGCGGCCCUUUGUUGUAUAAUAAUAUAUUAUUGAAAUGUAUCAUAGAUUUAAAAUUUAGAAAAUUGAAACAUCAUUUUUUUAGAUUUUUAUACACGCGUUGUUAAUUCUGAAAUCCGUUGUUAUAAUCGUAUUUAUUCAAAUUUUUUAUCUUAUUCGUUUUAGAUAAUAUAUAUAUCAAAUUUUAAUAAUUAAUUACUUAUACAUAUUUUUUUUACAAUCUCAUAUCUAUGGGGGAUAUACAUGGUGUUUGAAAUAUUUUUGAAUCGGAUUCGUCAAAAAAUACAAAUAUUUCAUAUGUAUUUUCUAUAUUUAAAACCAAUCUUUUAUAUAAAAUAUAUUUAUUAAAAAUUGUAUGGUUUUUUGUAUUGAAAAUUUCCUAUAUAAUUUGAAUGACUAUUGAACAAUAUUGUUUGAUUAGAUAAAUAUCUCAAACCCAUAAGUAUUUAGCUAUUGGAUAUGAAUUUUGAGAUUUCAUAUUUUUUUGCUUCUAAUUUCUUAUUAAUUAUAAUAGAUUUAUAUGUUUUUUAUAUUAAAUUUGAGUUAAUUUAGUAUAAUCAAUUUUUUUUGUAUUUUAUAUUAUUUGGAACGAAAUAUUUUUUUAAAAACUUACCAUUGGUUAAAAUGUAAUAUGUGAUAUAUUAUAUAUUAACAAUGUUUGUUUUUUUUAAAUGUCUACUAGUUAUAAUCAAAAUUUAAACAUUCUUUAUUUUAUUCACUUGAUUAUCACGCAAAAUUUUAUUCACCUGGCUAUAUUUAGUUUCGAACAUUUAAGACAUAGUUAAAUUUUUUAACAAGGCAUUUAUGUCAAUUAUAUAU
This is a messenger RNA of Gordionus sp. m RMFG-2023, 3638 nucleotides long. RefSeq lists its product as uncharacterized. Gene Ontology annotation, molecular function: RNA binding; ATP binding; RNA helicase activity. The transcript has 12 exons. Gene Ontology annotation, cellular component: nucleus. NCBI's taxonomy places the organism in Eukaryota, Metazoa, Nematomorpha, Gordioida, Chordodea, Parachordodidae. Bases 101 to 2341 code for a protein of 746 amino acids. The record is from RefSeq and is a predicted model, not a curated record.